AUGUAAGAAACUUUCAGUAUAUACAUUUAGAAUAUUUUAAGUAUUAUAGUAAUAUUAAUAUUUUAGGGAUUAUUGGAGCAAGUUUAAUUGGGGUUGUAAUUAUCAAAACUAUUAUCCAAAUUUAUUUUGUCAUUUUUGAUAAAGAGAGAGAGUUUUAAAAUUUGGAUUAUAUUUUAAUGGAUUAUUGA
Messenger RNA from Paramecium sonneborni, 188 nucleotides. Lineage: Eukaryota; Ciliophora; Oligohymenophorea; Peniculida; Parameciidae. The record is from the annotation of a GenBank genome assembly.